AUGUUCAUGAAUGACAUAUCUCAGUAUGCAAAAAAUUCAAUUCCUGAUGGAUAUUUCCCACAUUAUGCAAAUUUGAAAUGGAUCUGUUAUCAUUUAAAUGGUGGAAACGAAUUUCGAAUCUAA
Molecule: messenger RNA, 123 nt
Organism: Dentiscutata heterogama
Lineage: Eukaryota; Fungi; Glomeromycota; Glomeromycetes; Diversisporales; Gigasporaceae
Source: the annotation of a GenBank genome assembly